Molecule: messenger RNA, 3938 nt
Organism: Danio aesculapii
Lineage: Eukaryota; Metazoa; Chordata; Actinopteri; Cypriniformes; Danionidae
Gene: tm9sf5
Product: transmembrane 9 superfamily member 2
Exons: 18
Coding region: 135-2135 (666 amino acids)
Biological process (GO): protein localization to membrane
Cellular component (GO): membrane
Source: RefSeq, a predicted model, not a curated record
GAUACUGAUACAAAUCUUUCUCGAGUCAGGAGAGGCUGAGAGCGCGUUGUCUUGUUGACUUUCUGUCUCCGGUUAGUUGUAUGGUUUGCUCCGGCAGGGUAAACCGAAAACCUAGCAGGACGCUGCUUUGAAAAAUGAAGUCUCUUAAACUACACUGUAUAUUUUUGUUGAGUUUAACUAUAGUCAACUCGAGCUUUGCAUUCUACCUUCCGGGUUUGGCACCAGUCAAUUUUUGCGAGAAGAGCUCGACUGGAGAUGCAGAGGAAUGUCAGAAUGAGAUACAGCUGUUUGUGAAUAGACUGGACUCUGUGGAAUCAGUCCUGCCCUAUGAAUAUGAUGCGUUUGAUUUCUGUAAAGACACAAAUGAAAGAAGGCCCACAGAGAAUCUUGGGCAGGUGUUAUUUGGAGAAAGAAUCGAGACAUCCCCCUAUAAGUUUUCGUUUAAGAAUGACUUGACAUGCCAGAAGGUUUGCACGAAAUCAUAUAACACAACUUCAGCUGUGGAAAGGUUAAAGUUGGACUUUCUAAAGAGAGGGAUGGACCUGAACUACCAGCACCACUGGAUUGUUGACAACAUGCCCGUAACGUGGUGUUAUAUUGUGGAGGGUGAUCAGAAAAUCUGCAACCCAGGAUUUCCUAUUGGAUGUCUAGUAAACCAGGAAGGAACGCCAAAGGAUGCAUGUGUUAUCAAUGCUGAUUUCAACAAGAAGAACAUGUUUUAUGUUUUCAACCACGUGGACAUUACUAUAGUUUACCACAGUGGAGAUGAAACAACUGGGAUGGGUGCUCGACUUGUGGCAGCUACACUGGAACCCAGGAGCAUCAUGCAUGGUGAUCAUGAAAAACCAUCAUGUGAAGGCCCUCCCAUGGAGAUACCAUACGAAUUCAAAAGUGAUCUCAAAGUGACCUACACUUACUCUGUUACAUUUACACGAAAUAAUGCCAUUAGAUGGGCUUCUCGAUGGGAUUACAUUUUGGUUUCCAUGCCUCACACCAAUAUCCAGUGGUUCAGCAUCUCAAAUUCUUUGGUCAUUGUGCUCUUCCUGUCUGGCAUGGUGGCCAUGAUCAUGCUCAGGACAUUGCACAAGGAUAUUGCCCGGUACAACCAGCUUGAUCAGGCAGACUGGGUUAAGAUCCCUCCAGGUGCAAACGUUACCUAUGAGGAAGCCCAAGAGGAGUCAGGCUGGAAACAGGUUCAUGGUGACGUGUUUAGGGCACCUAGAAUGGGCAUGCUGCUGUCUGUCUUUCUCGGACAGGGCACUCAGAUCUUCACCAUGACCUUCAUCACCCUUUUUUUGGCCUGUCUGGGUUUCCUGUCUCCAGCCAACAGAGGGGCUCUCAUGACCUGCGCUGUGGUACUAUGGGUUCUUCUUGGCACACCUGCUGGAUAUGUGUCUUCCAGACUCUAUAAGACUUUUGGCGGUGAAAAAUGGAAAACCAAUGUACUUCUCACCGCCUUUUUGUGUCCGGGGAUUGUCUUUGUGGAUUUCUUUUUGAUGAAUCUCAUCCUGUGGACUGAGGGCUCCUCCGCUGCUGUUCCCUUUGGUACACUUGUGGCCAUCCUGGCGCUGUGGUUUGGCAUCUCAGUUCCUCUCACUUUUGUGGGCGCAUACUUUGGCUUCAAAAAACCAGGCAUCGAGCCACCAGUGCGAACAAACCAGAUCCCACGCCAAAUUCCUCAGCAAUCCUUCUUUACCAAGCCUGUGCCGGGCAUCAUCAUGGGUGGCAUCCUGCCCUUCGGCUGCAUCUUCAUCCAGCUCUUCUUCAUCCUCAACAGCAUUUGGUCUCAUCAGAUGUAUUACAUGUUUGGCUUUCUAUUCUUGGUCUUCAUCAUCCUGGUCAUUACCUGCUCUGAGGCCACUGUUCUGCUCUGCUACUUUCAUUUAUGUGCAGAGGACUAUAAUUGGUGGUGGCGAUCAUUCCUGACCAGCGGUUUCACAGCAGUGUAUCUGUUUGUCUAUGCAGUGCAUUACUUCUACUCAAAACUACAAAUCAUAGGGGCUGCGAGCACCAUUCUCUACUUUGGGUACACCUUGAUCAUGGUGCUCAUUUUCUUCAUUUUCACAGGUACUAUAGGCUUCUUCGCCUGCUUCUUCUUUGUAAAUAAAAUCUACAGUGUGCUUAAAGUGGACUAAUGGAGAGACGUUUGGAGAACACAACAUCGCCUUGUUACAGAUGGACUUCAUGUGGAAGUCUGAAGCAACAUUUGAAGGAAAGGAGAAGUCGACGGCACUCUUCUCUCCUCUUCUCUGUAUGGAUCAACUGUAAUUCCCUGCAGUAGGUGUGCGUGUGAACUCCAAAGACCUUUUCAGUGCUUUACUUGCCUCACGUUGCCUGACUUUAAUACCAGAUAAAACUUGAGAGCAUAUCUUAUGUAUAAAGUGCAUUUAUAUUGACCUACAUGUAUCUCUUCCUUACUUUUGUUUUAGAUAUUGUUUGAAUAUUUAAUUCCACUAUUCCUGUUCGUGUUUUGUUUGUCUCAUUUUUUUUGUAAGAACAGCUGGGGUACAAGUUUUAGGUUGUGUGUGCACCAAAGUGUUUUUAGCGAGCUUAAAGACAGCCAUGCUUUUCUGAAGGCACAGAUCUGGUGGCUUUUUCUUUUAGCUUUGGUUGCUAUGACAUAAUCUUACAUGGACGUACUUUAAGACUCAAGGCAAAAAUGUCUGGAGGACUCUUUUUUGCAGCUUUCAUUGGCCAAGGAAAUGCCAAAGUCCAAGUUACUGAUAAUUUAACCAAUUACAGUUUUGUAAUGAGUCGUGUUAGGGUCAUAACUAUGUAGCAAACACAUUCUUUUGAAAUCGUAGAUAUUAGAUGAUUAUGAAAUGCUAAUAAGUGUAGUUGUACAUGCAAAAAUAUUCUUCUUCCAUACAAUAGGCUUUGCCAUGUGAUGGAUUUGUACACACACACACACACACACACACACACACACACACACACACACACACACACACACACACACACACACAAUAUAUUUUAUUUUGAGUAACAUUUAAAAUAUUCUGGAGCAGUAAACAUGUCAAGCUUAAUAAUGACUGAAAAUGAAUCAUUGAUUUCUGUUGUCCUCGUUAGUUUUAAAAACACAGAUUUCUUUACGGUUCAAAAUGGCAUCUUUGGAUAUCUUUUCUGCUGGAAAUACUGUUUUCCUAAAAAACAAAAACAAAAAAUUAAAAUAAAAUCUUACAUAUAUCUUAAGAACAGUAUAGCAGAAAAUGUUGGCGGUUUUAAAACCUUGACUUUUCCAAACCACGGUAUACCUUGAAAACAGUUAUUGUCCCAUGCCUAGUGUUCGAAGCUAUAUAUAUAUAUAUAUAUAUGGAUUUAUUAUUGACAAUGCUUUUUAUUGUCAAUCAAUUUCGCUUCAUCUUAAGUUGCUCAUUUGGCCUUGACUAUUGCUUUUUUCCAGCAAAAUCAGAAAUGGCUCUCCACACUUACUAUACUUGUUUUCAUGUUCAUGUAUAAUUGCUGUAUUGACGACAGAAAGCUGCAUGCUUUUUAGCCUGUGAGAUUUGGCUAAUGUGAGUGCACCUUAAGGCAUGUAAAACCACACCAAAGUAUAUUGGUGGACAUCAGUCAUAAUCGUUACUAUGCCAUCGAUAGCAUAACACUACUUUAUUCCAUGUGUUUUAUCAUUGUAUCUCACUGAAGAAUUGUUUUUUAAUGGAGUGAAGGAAACAGAUUGGUUAGGAAGCACGUUUUUACUAUAGUUUUUUAUACAAUAAUAUCUAAAUAAUGGGGUUGAGAUUUUGUACUAAAUUAUUUAAAUGUCACAACUUAAAAAAAAAACACAUGCUUGCACAUUUUUGUUCUCAAUCAUUUUAAUUUAAAACCCACAGAAUGUACUGAGCUUCAUCAGAUCAUGAGAGGUAUACAUAAACAUUCUUCACCAUGUUUUAAUGAAGGAAAAAAAUAAUAAAGCACAAAGUACAUCAUUACAAAAA